AACUCGGUUUUCUAACAUUUUAUAGGACCAUGAUUCAGAACAUGAUUAAGGAAGGAAAAAUUGUACCUUCAGAGGUAACAAUUAAGCUUCUUCAACGAGCAAUGCAGGAAAAUGCUAAUGACAAAUUUCUGAUUGAUGGCUUUCCUCGUAAUGAGGAAAACCGUGCCGCAUUUGAGUCUGUUACCGGAAUUGUGCCAGAAUUUGUACUCUUUUUUGAUUGCUCAGAAGAAGAGAUGGAGAAGCGCCUUUUGGGUCGGAACCAGGGAAGAGAAGAUGAUAACAUCGCUACAAUAAGGAAGCGGUUUAAUGUUUACAUGGAAUCUAGUCUCCCCGUGAUUCAGUAUUAUGACUCUAAGGGGAAGGUCAGAAAGAUUGAUGCAGUAAAGCCUGUUGAAGAGGUUUUUGAAGCUGUGAAAGCAGUUUUCACCCCAUCGCAUGAGAAGGUAAAGCACCAUUGUAACAUUCCAUGGAGUUUUAAUCAGUUUAGAGCCUGUUGGUUUCUAUGGAGAAUAAAAUCUGGGCAAGGGGUGCCUCAAUGAUAUAGGAUAAGGGGUUUAUUUUCCUGAUAAUAGAUAGCUACAUAUGCUUCUAUAAAUUAAUUUUGGAGUUAAAUGCUUAAUGUUGUGUAUUCUGCAACGGAGUAUUAGUAAAAUGUUUUUGCAUAUUUUAGAACUAGUCUUAUAUUAUCGAUCCUGCUUUGGCAUUGUCGUUAUGGGCUUAUAACAAGAAACAUGCUUUAGUCAGUGUCCUCCACCACUGUUAACAUGGUGAAAAAUAAAGGAUAUGAAGGAUUAUCAACUACAGCCAAUAAUUGGGACUUGA
Molecule: messenger RNA, 822 nt
Organism: Camellia sinensis
Lineage: Eukaryota; Viridiplantae; Streptophyta; Magnoliopsida; Ericales; Theaceae
Source: RefSeq, a predicted model, not a curated record